Messenger RNA from Gigantopelta aegis, 2725 nucleotides. RefSeq names its product 2'-5'-oligoadenylate synthase 2-like. Bases 436 to 1509 code for a protein of 357 amino acids. Gene Ontology annotation, biological process: regulation of ribonuclease activity. The transcript has 6 exons. NCBI's taxonomy places the organism in Eukaryota, Metazoa, Mollusca, Gastropoda, Neomphalida, Peltospiridae. Gene Ontology annotation, cellular component: cytosol; membrane; nucleoplasm. The record is from RefSeq and is a predicted model, not a curated record. Gene Ontology annotation, molecular function: double-stranded RNA binding; 2'-5'-oligoadenylate synthetase activity.
CUGAGGCGUAUUUACCAUACACGCAGUGUUUCUACUCGGUUGAAAUAUUCUUCUUGUGUUUCUAGGAGUUAGGCAAUUGUCCCCAAGCUGUUCGUGUGCUACCAUUCUUUACAACAAUGGAUUCAGCAAGGAAGGAACAUGACGAGUACCUAACGUUAAUUAGUGAGGGGGUCUGUUCAAAAUGUGAUUCACGGAAUCUGGGUACCGGACGAGAAGCUGCCAGACAACACAUGGGAACGAAACAUCUGAAUUAUCAUUGCCCGCAGUGCAAUAAAGGGCUUUUUCUUCAACGGGCAUUAACUCAGCAUAUUGCAAGUCACAAUAAGAAAAAAAAAAAAGAAAAAAGCCAGGGCAGAAAACACUACAUCCACAAGCCAUAAUAAAUGUGAAGUCUGUGGAAAGUCAUGUCGCAAUGCAUCCGGUCUGAUUCAACAUAUGCACGACAAGAAGCAUAACACUAGCUCAGCAGUCACAAGCAGAGCAGCAAUUUUCCCCGGUUUUCAGACCAAUCACAUUAGUACAGCAGACGCCUACAGAGCAACACUUUUUGGUAUUUACACCGAUCACACUAGCGCAGCAGCCACCGGCAGAGCAAUGACCGACUCGUGGCAUGUUGACAUCCUGAAAGGAAGUCGAAAAGGAGAAAAUCUUGAUGACUUCAUGAAAAGGAAGGUCUUCCCCGAUGAAGAGUACAAGAGAAAAAGUAAACAACUCGUGAAUUAUCUAACGAAAUUCGUUCAGCACAAUAUUCCAUUCAGCGUCAAAAAAAUGUUUGUUGGUGGAUCGCAAGGGAAAAAAAUAGAUGUGUUGGAUAAUGCAGAUGUUGAUUUGGUCAUGUACAUUAAUGACUACGACACAAUGGAAGAGUUCCGAAACAACUUGGAUGAUGUCCUACAGAAUCUGGAACAACAUAUACAGAAGGAUUUGAACUGGGCAGAAAACGUGAAAGUUAUCGACAGAACACACCACGCUGUACAGUUCGAGGUGAAACUGAAAGGAUAUGAUCAUCCAAUCAACGUGGAUCUCUUACCAGCAAUAGAUCUUCCAGAAAAAGCGCACAGUGCCAAAGAAAUGUUUAAUGACAUGAAAUCACUGACUCCUGACAAACAGAAAUUCUUUUCUGUAUGCACAUCAGAAAAGCAAACACAAUUUGCAAGAGAAGCGCCAAAACAAUUAAAGGAAUUGACUCGACUUGUAAAGUACUGGAAAAAGACUGAAAAUGUUCCCGGCAAAUCAUAUUUCUUUGAGCUGUUCAUUAGACAUUUGUGGGAAACCGAAUGGGGUAAACCUCAAAUCUUCUCCAUGGAGGAAAAGUUCAAAGAUGUCAUUAGGAACCUGAAGACCACGCGCAGUAUGAGAAUAAUAUGGCCGGAGCUGUAUGAUGCUGAAAAAUACACGACUGUGCCGGAACGUCCUGUAAUGCUGGAUCCUAUGAACCCUUUCCAAAACGUGGCGCCAUCUGGGACGGAUGUUGAUGGCAUAAUAGAAAAAGCAACCAGCCUUCAGUGACGAAUGUAACCCGAGCCCAGACAGUGACUCGCCAGCUUUUACGAAUGUUUUUUAUAGCACCCUUCAAAAUAUCAUGGGGGUUGUUUAGGUGGGGGGAAUGGAAAGUAAUUUUGUCCGAUAUACUGGCAACCCGUCAACAUUGCUCAAAUUUACAUAAAAAUCUUUUGGCAGAGCAUAAAAAUGUGGUCUCCACUUCUUUUGUCAGUCAUGAUCUUUUAAUUACUUCGCUACAUUUGUAUUACAAAUUUGGCCAACUUCAAACUUACCCCUCCCCCUUCUACUCGGUACUCAAUCGCUGGAGAAGUCAGAAGCUGUGUCCAGAGUGGACGUGUUUGAACCUUGAACAUGUUAAUGAUUUACAUUUGGACGGACGAGUGUGGUCUGGCAAUGUUAAGGAGUGUGUACUUUUGCAUGUUGUACACUUGUCGGGCGACGUAUUUUGUAGACAUGUACUUUGAGUAUUAUAUUUAUUACAAUAUAUCCUGGCGUCAUAUAUUUUCGAUACGAUAAGCAAAAAAAUUAAAUAUAAUAAAAACAAUACUUCGUACAUACAUUACUACUUUACCUUUCUCAAGUCACAUUAGUUUAUUAUAAACAAACAGUGAUCAUUUCCCAUGAACGCCAAGUUUUCCUCCAAAAAACCUAGCUGCUAAGUUGUACAGGUGUUUCCGCUAUAUUUUCACAAACAUCAUAUGUUUUCGAUAGUUUCAUUGGCUGUCCAUUUUUGUCCUUGUUAUGACAGUGAAGCGUUUAUACUCCGUGCAAUAAUUUACAUCAAAAUCUUCAUUUAAAAAAAAAAUCAUACAAUGUUUGUAACUUGUGAAAAAUAUUGAAUAAUCUUCAGCCCAAUAGUGUUCAAUGAAAACAUAUUUACAUUAUGUUUUCGUCAUAGGCUAAUGUCUAAUCCUCUUGUUAUACGUAUCAACGACACCAAAAAAUUAGAUUGUCACCUUAAGUACUCUGACAGAGGUACAGAACUAUAUAUUUUCAAAAAAUCUAAUUCCACCAAACCACCUUUAUUUGUAGUAAAUGUAAAUGCACAUGUAAACAUGCCCUCACCAGAAAUUACCGAAAAGAAUGUUGUUGUGAAUGACAUAAGAGGUAACCCAACCAGCCUUCCAUAAAUGUUAUUGUUCAGUGUAAUGAUCACGUGGUAUAUCGUCUAACUUUGGCAGGUCAGAUGUCAGUGUUGCAGACGAUAACUUUGCAGGGAUUC